Messenger RNA from Magnolia sinica, 992 nucleotides. RefSeq lists its product as uncharacterized. Gene Ontology annotation, biological process: biosynthetic process. Gene Ontology annotation, molecular function: isomerase activity. Bases 1 to 909 code for a protein of 302 amino acids. The record is from RefSeq and is a predicted model, not a curated record. Gene Ontology annotation, cellular component: cytoplasm. The transcript has 6 exons. NCBI's taxonomy places the organism in Eukaryota, Viridiplantae, Streptophyta, Magnoliopsida, Magnoliales, Magnoliaceae.
AUGGCAGAGAAAACAGUGCAGUAUUCUGUGAUCGAUGCAUUCACCCAAUCUCCCUUCAAGGGGAAUCCGGCCGCUGUCUGCCUCUUGGAAGAAGAGAGAGAUGAUGCGUGGAUGCGGUCGGUUGCGCUGGAAUUCAACAUAGCACUUACCGCUUUCCUGACACGGAUUACCCCAUCCGUCGAUUCGGAGAACCACGAUCGGAAUCAGAGAUUCGGUCUCAGAUGGUUCACUCGGGGCACAGAGGUGAAAAUAUGCGGCCAUGCAACCUUAGCAGCUGCACAUUUUCUUUUUACAUCUGGAUUAGCAACAACCAACACAAUUGAGUUUCUCACAAAAUCUGGACUACUGACUGCCAGAAGAGUCGAUGGAUUUAAGCAACCGGGCACCUUGGCUUCUUUGAAUGAGAAUGCAGAAGAACUCUUCUCCAUUGAAUUGGAUUUUCCAACAAUCCCAUUGAUUGAAUGCAAUCCUGAAGAGCACCCAUCCAUUCCUAGGACACUGAAUGGUGUUCCAAUGAUCAAUAUAAAGAAAGCGGCUAUUCUUGACGACCUUGUUGUAGAACUCUCAUCAGGGAAUGCUGUGGCAGAACUACAACCACAGUUCGAUGAGCUACAAGAAUGUGCUGGAAGAGGGGUUAUCAUCACAGGGCUUGCUCCCCCUGGAUCUGGAUUUGAUUUUUGCACCCGCUUCUUCUGCCCAAAGUUGGGUGUCAAUGAGGAUGCUGUUUGCGGGAGUGCACAUUGUGCCUUGGCACCUUACUGGAGCAAGAAAUUGGGAAAACAUGACCUUAUUGCAUACAUGGCAUCUCCAAGAGGUGGAAGAUUGGAUCUGCAUCUAGAAGAGACGACCCAGCGAGUACUCAUUCGAGGCGAAGCUGUUACUAUUAUGUCGGGUCUGAUUUUGGUUUAGUUUUUGGGAAGCUUGCUAUCCAACUUGUGGGUGGCAUUCCCACUCAAGGAUGAUUAUUUGUUUGAUCAUAGGAAUAUAUUCAA